AUGGAAAAUAGUUCCAAAGAUAUUCGGGAAAAGAAGAAACGUCAGCUGGAGUCAGAUUUCACCGAAACUGGUGUCGUUUUGAACACCUGUCUAAAAGAAAAGUUUUCGGAUGUCACAAAGAUCCUGACUGUGUACAAUAAUGUUUCGGAACGGGUUUCAGCGAAUAUGAAUGCGGUGGGAAAAAUCAAACGUGAUCUUUUCGAAUGCAAAGGUUUGUUAAAUUGCAAUCGUGAGGAACUCAGACGACUGUGGCUCGAGUUAAUUGAGCAACGCCGAUGCUUGGAGUUGAUUGACGUGUUAGAUAGACUUCGCAAUACCCCGGACGCUUUAACAACCUUGGUCUCGGCUCGAGCGUGGCCCGAAGCGACAAACCUACUCCUGUAUGCCACUGAGUUGCUCAAGUCUGAAGUGGCCAUUGUUCCAGCACUGCAAGUUGUUAAAACAGACCUCGCUCAUAAACACAAGUUUAUAGCGGAGCAGAUGAAGAACGGAUUACGUUCGCUGCUAUAUGAUAAACCAACCAGUGUGGUUCUGGAGAAGUACCUGAAAGAACAGCAUCAUCGAUCUGCCAACCAAGUGCAGAGCACAGAAUCCUCUCCGGAUAAAUCGUUCACCCCGAACCCCAGUCGCGCACCAGUCACUUCACAUUACUCCUCUCUUCCAUUAUCCGCUUGGCACACGGCACUCGUGACUGAGUCCCCCUCCGAUUCUAAUAUGUGGAAAGAUCCUCAACGUGUCGCAGCCAUGAUUGCUCUGAACGCAUCCUCAUCGGAACCGAGCCAGAAAACUGUGGUUCGAAGUGAUGAUAAAUGGAUGAAAGAGUUGGUUGAUUUGACACAUUGUCUGGCUCGGUUAGAGAAGUUACCGCAGAUUCUAUCCGAUUGGCGGCCACAAUCCCAUUUAGCACAAAUGCAACACUCUCUGAUGGGCGGGUUACAGAACAUAUUCUGCGCUCCACUCGUGGUCGGUCAGGGCUUGCUGGGAGAAAUUCAUCGAUUUAUUGUGUUGAAAGCUAUCUCGGCAAUCGAAUCCAAGGCAAUUGCUCAGGGUGACAGUGGGGCUUUGAACACUGUUAAGAAGCCACAGUAUUUGGUCGAAUUGCUCAAAUUGGUAUUCGAUGCUGUUUUCAUCCAGGCCCGUGCCUGUCUUCUCAUCAUACGAACAAUGAAAGCUGCUAAACCGAUUCUUGAUGACCAGCUUGCUGGGAAUUGCCCGCCAGCGGUUGCCAACUCUGAUGUUUGCAAUGAUAUUGAUGAUGACGAUGAUUCUCGCCUUAACAGUACGUGCAAAGAACUGGACGGUUUGACCAGUGAUUAUGUUUGGUCCUGUGUUCAACAAGAAAUACAACUUUUAUUGUCUAUUCAUUUGAACAAACAUGUGACAGUUGAAGCUGGUGUCGGCGUGAUCAACCAGACACAAGAUCAGCAGGGUUCUGACUUGUCCAACACCAUGAACGCGUUAGAUGUGAGCCAUUUGGAUUUGAAUGCACUGAUGGGUCGAAAACGUACAACCGCAUUCAGUUUUCCCACAACCGGUCCUUUGUCUGUUAGCUUUCAAAAACUCACCGGAGAUUCGAGCAGCUCAAGCGGCACAAAUGCAUCCAAUCCACAGAAUGGUACUGGAUCGGGUCAGCCGAAUUCGGUCGGUCAAAAUUUGUUUAGUUUUUCGAAUACAUCGCAUUUUCUCAGUGUCACCUCGUACCUACGUGAGAAUCGAAUGCUGCUUGAAUCGCGUCCUGAUGUACCCCGAGCAGAAAAUACCGAGGUCAAUCGAAAUCGUUAUCCGGUGGUUUGUUACCCGGACCAGGAGAACAUUAUCAGUGUGUACCGAUCAGUCAUGGAGUUCGUUAAUGCCGUCGAACAUGAGGUGGCCCUAAUUGACAGUUCUUUGCAAGCCAAAGCCUCACCGAUGGGCAUUAUUCGCCGACCAUGCCAAUUACGUAUCUAUUUGAAAAACUUCAUAGAGAACACAUAUCUUCCGGAUACCCUGAUUGCACUUCGCGGCAGACUUCAACAGAAACUCAGUGCUCCGGAUGCUCUGAAUUCGAUUGUUUCCCAACAAACGGAAAAAGAGCUUGGCCUACAUCGCCCGAUCUUAUCGGCUGUGUUGGCAGCUGAUCAAUGCCUGAUGGAGGUCAAGCGAAUGUCUAUUGCCUUGCCGGAAUAUGGCACAGAAUGCCUUCAAGUUGGAAUUACGCUUAUUCAAGAUUUUAUAGCGGCCAUGUGGCGUGUCUACCGCAAUUUGAGUGAAGUGGAUUCUGGUGGAACCAUGGUUCCUAGUGCUGAUUGGGCCAAAGAUGAUGAUGUUAUUCGCUUCUGGAAGGAAUUUCCCGUCUGGAGACGCAUGGAAGCCCAGGAAGCUCGGUUGUGGGCCAGUAACGCGCUUUUACGUACGACAACCACAAAGACCUCGGAUCAGCCGGGUGAAGGUGCGUCACACGAGACCAACACCAUCGAUGACAGCCGCAUCGCCCCGGCUACUGUUGCCGCACUGGGUUUGAAUACAGACAGUGAUAUCAGUGCGACAAGCGAUCUGAAUGCCCGCUUGGUAAUUCCGUUCGCGAACGGGAGACGUGGAUCGCUGGAUGCGACAAACCAGUCUGAUGGUAUCGAUCACACACAUCUAUCCGGGCUGUUGUAUGAACGAGAGGCGACACGCUUGGCUGCAAAAGAGGCGGUCCAAUUGAUUCAUAUGAUCGGUGAUGAAGUCCCGGUAAACAACAACAACAACAACAACAAUAACGGGAAUCAAAUUGUUCAACAUUUGCCAACCGUCCGCAAUGUGCAGAUGCUCAAAGUCCUCGGUCGAAUGACCGAAUCUUUGUGCUGGCUAUUUCGUCGCGUGCUCAGUUUGGACACGUGGCUGACCCAAGUUCGGCGGCGAUCACAACUUCAUGUUCGAACAAGUUCCACCACUACCACUUCCGCGGCCACAUCUGCACCACCGCGUCCACGUCCUCCGCUAGUAGCCAGUCCAUUUGCCACGUGUGCUCAAGAAUUGAAUCGUCUGUCCGAGGCCUGUCUCCUGAUGACCUAUUUGGAAGUGCGUAUUCAAGCGUACAAUCAUUUUGGCGGAUUGCCAUCGAAUGUGACCUACUGGUGCCCGGUAGACGAUGUGGAUGUGGACAAAUAUGUGAUUGACUAUCUGAUCUAUUUGGAACAUGUCCAAGAUAUGCUGAAUGUGGUCAAUCGGUUAAUGGAACAAGGAGUUGCGUUCGAUCAAUCCGUCUACCGCGAUCUGCUCUAUCUGUAUCAACGUAGUCAUCCCACGCAUGCCUAUGCAAAAACAGAAGAAAGCGUAGUCAAAUUGGCCAGUGUGGUGAACAAGACAUUGGCCUGA
Messenger RNA from Echinostoma caproni, 3339 nucleotides. The record is from the annotation of a GenBank genome assembly. NCBI's taxonomy places the organism in Eukaryota, Metazoa, Platyhelminthes, Trematoda, Plagiorchiida, Echinostomatidae.